Messenger RNA from Diutina rugosa, 2316 nucleotides. Its product is annotated as GNAT family N-acetyltransferase. Bases 1 to 2316 code for a protein of 771 amino acids. Lineage: Eukaryota; Fungi; Ascomycota; Pichiomycetes; Serinales; Debaryomycetaceae. The record is from RefSeq and is a predicted model, not a curated record. The transcript has a single exon.
AUGCGGCUAUCCCGGACGUUGCACUGGUUAAGGGGGCCAUGGUUCCUAUGGUUCUACCUGUUUGCGUUCAACUUGGCAGAUGUGGUGAUGUUUUACGUGUUGCUGUCAUCCGACCACGACAAGUACCCAUAUCCCGUCAUCUCGUUAACCCUCAACGUCGUGGUGUUAAUCAUGUUGGUAUACGACCGACUCCAUGCUCGGUUCAUAGAUGCUAAGCCGGGAGAAGAACCGACUCCGCGGCAGGCCAAAAUCGGCAAAUACACCAAAAUGAUAAGGAAACCGUAUUUGUUGUUCAAGACGAUCAUCUGGUUGUUUAUUUGUGCCAUGUGCAUUAGUCGGGUAAUUCUAAUCACCUACCGCCCCAGCACCGACGAGUUCCCUAGCCGAGGCGACCAAAACGCUUUCAUCGUUGUCACUGUAUUUGCCGCUAUCUGUGACUGUGGCCUUUUGACCAUCUGGUGGCAAGCAAGUAUCCGGACCACCCACGGGCUUUUAGCGUUUGCUCUGGCAAUUCACGGGCUUUUGGGAGUUGGGAUCGUACAAAUCAACAUCAACUUGAUCAAAAACCAGGAGCAUUUGAGCCGGAUUCAUAACUUGUACGUUUUUGAUGGCGCCUUCAUUUUGGCGCAAGCAUUUUUCGGUCUCACCGUCACCAUGGUUAUCUCCGAUAAAAACCGGUUGAACCUGGUCAUCGGCAAAUUAAUCUUCUUGUACGACGCCAUGUUGCUUGUGGUCACCGCCCUCACUGUUGCUUGUCUCAUCACCGUGUUCCCUACUUUGCACUACCAUCAGGAUAUGCCGGUGCUGAACCCGAUUUUGUUUGGCAUUUCCAUCGGUGUGGCCAUCGUUUGUUAUGUGUGCUCACGGGUAUUCAGAAUCAGAUUCCCCUCGACUGACUUGGAGGUGAUGGAAUACGACCUUUCUACGUUAACGGAAACUCAACGCCAGGGCUGGGCCAAGGUGAUUGAUUUGAAUCACAAGCUCAACGCUGGUGUAUCCGGUGACGCAGUGAUCUCGUUGAUGAACUGUUACUGCCAAGCUGAACUCCCGGGCAUGACGUGUAAGGUGUUGCGUGUGGUGAAGAAGCUGUCACUCGAACGCGAGUACACUCCACGUGAUUUAGAAAAGGCUAAUGACAUUAGUAAGGCGUGGGACGCUUUGGACCACGAAGGCCUUUUGUUUCAAAAGGAUGGCAAGGAAGACCCGCAAAGUUGGCUGGAUACCACUACGGUUCUCGAAGAAUAUAAACCAUUGAGUAAGACCAAACUCAAACGGAUGGCCAAGAAGCAAAAGUCUGAGCAAUUGAUGGAGUCCAUUGAAGAGUUGCAAUUAAAGAUGGAAAAGUUCUACAACGAAUUGACCAACACUGAAGCUCUCAUUAUGAUCACCAUCGUUGAAGAAUUUGAUUUGGCUGAACGGAUCCCCGCCAAGUUCGGUGGUAAGUGGUUACAACGUCAUUUCGGUAAGAACUCCAAGUGGCCGCUUUUGGUUCUUAAGUUCGGGUUGUUGGGUUUCCACUGGCCCUUCAAGCGACUGACCUUCUACUGCUCUCUGACCAAGAAGCCAGUAGCGAGAUCAGCCGCAAUCAUGCACGCGCUUUCUGAGUGGAACGAAAAGCUGGGUGAGCGGUGCACGGUUAUGGUGGACCCUACUUACAAGCAUGAUUAUGCCGAAACCGGGAUUCGCUUCUCCGGAUGGUAUAAGGUUGGGUUGCCGUCGACUCAUAUUGCCGACUUGCGGCCUUAUAAAAACAAGACGUUGCAACAAUACUUCAAGGCCAAGAAGUAUCGGGUGCAAGAUAAAGCAUUUAACGAAGCCAAUGGUGAAGUAAUCGAAAUCAAGGAUGUGACGAUGGAGCAAUGUGAAGAGAUCUGUUACCUCAACGAAAUGAUCGGUGACGCUCGUUCCGACAAUGACCAAUCGGACACGUUAUUCCAUCCCACCCCGCAAUUUGUUUACGACCAGUGUCAUAUUGACAACAGCAAGAACUACCGUUCGCUUCUUUUCCUCAAGGUGAAUGGCAAGUACAUCGCCCUGUGCAUCAUCUACCGGCUCGGUGAAACCAUGACCAUGGACAUUAACGGCAUUGAUUAUGGUGCCGACGCCAAACAGUAUAAAGCAUAUUUCGUGUUGAUGCAAGAAGUGAUCCGCCUCGCCCUCAAGGAGAACAUCAGCUUCGUCGACUUUGGCCCCACAACAGAAAACGCCAAGGUCGACAUCGGGUGCUCAGUGGUGCCACUUGUGGGGCUGUUGUACACACGCAUGAAGGCCAUUGGGCCCAUCGUUAAAUUUGCCGCCGACAGGGUCGACGUGUAA